UGGCCUCUGCGGCGGCCGUCCACAUAAAGAGAGCACAGAGGGCUGUGCUGUUUCUGCUACUCUGGGUCGUGGGGACUCCGCUAUUUUUGCUCUGUUCUGUCCUUGUAAGAGCAGCAUGUCUUCUCCCACCCAUCAGGCGACACAUCUUGUCUCUAGUACAGAAACAAGCAGACGUGAGGGCCCCGGGGAUGCUAACAACACCCGAGCAGUGCCUGCAACACUUGUACGAAAAGACAAGUUUUGCUGCCUGGAAAGGAGCCAUUUUUGUCAAGAUGUCCCGCCUAGAUGCUGAGGUGUUCGAAGGAGGCAAGGCGGUCGACUCCUCCCUCGUCAGGCUUGACGGGAGCUCCUGCAAGCUGCUCCAGUUCGCCCGGGCCGCCCGCCCUCUGGUCAUCAGCUUCGGCAGCAACACCUGACAACCGUUCACGGCGAAGGUGGACAUGGUCAAGCAGAUCAUGUCAGACUUCGCCGCCGUGGCCGACUUCGUGGUGGUGUACGUGGCCGAGGCGCACCCCACGGAUGGCUGGGCCAUAAGUGGACAUCUGUCGAUGGACAUCAAGCAGCACCGGAGUCUGGAGGAGAGACUGGCGGCGGCGGAGAUGCUGGCUCUGCACGACAUCCCCUGUCCCAUCCUGGUGGACACCAUGGACAACGCCGCCGCGCGGGCCUACGCAGCGAUCCCGGACAGGUUGUACAUCGUGUUGGACGGAGUGUGUGUUUACAAGGGCGAGCAGGGUCCGAAUGGCUACCACCCGGAGGAAGUGCGUGACUGGCUGCAGAAAUUCUCUGGAUAAAAUAGAGGGGCGGGCUGAAAUGUUGAAAUGUUGAAAUGUUGAAAUGUUGAAAUGUUGAAAUGUUGAAAUGUUGAAAUGUUGAAACGUUGAAACGUUGAAACGUUGAAACUUUGAAACUUUAAAAAUUUGAAACUUUAAAACAUUGAAAUUUUGAAAUUUUAUUGGGAAGGCAUCCUUCAGUUUGUUAUGUUAGAUCAUCUUCGUCUAAGAUGAAUACUCACUGGCAAGAAUAUAUAUUGGAGAUUCAUUUUAAAAAGCAAAGCCAUUUGAAUGACGUUCCGUAUGAAUUGUACAGAUGAAUGACUUAACGCAUUAG
Messenger RNA from Branchiostoma floridae (Florida lancelet), 1110 nucleotides. Its product is annotated as type I iodothyronine deiodinase-like. NCBI's taxonomy places the organism in Eukaryota, Metazoa, Chordata, Leptocardii, Amphioxiformes, Branchiostomatidae. The transcript is spliced from 2 exons. The coding region runs from base 441 to 794 and encodes 117 amino acids. The record is from RefSeq and is a predicted model, not a curated record. Gene Ontology annotation, molecular function: thyroxine 5'-deiodinase activity.